Messenger RNA from Selaginella moellendorffii, 1178 nucleotides. RefSeq lists its product as uncharacterized. Bases 17 to 1153 code for a protein of 378 amino acids. Lineage: Eukaryota; Viridiplantae; Streptophyta; Lycopodiopsida; Selaginellales; Selaginellaceae. Gene Ontology annotation, biological process: protein folding. The record is from RefSeq and is a predicted model, not a curated record. The transcript has a single exon. Gene Ontology annotation, molecular function: protein-folding chaperone binding.
UCCUUUUUCUUCGGUAAUGGCGUUUAUGGAUGAUCUCUUCAGUGAUGGUGGCUGGGGCGGCUUUGGCGGUCGAUCGAAGGGACCCUUCGAUCCAUUCUCUUCAUUCUACGCGCCAAAUUUCGCCCAGAAUUUCUCCAAAGGCGGUGGUCCGAAGAAGCAGCAGCAAAGGGAUCCAAGGUAUGAGGCUCGCAAACCUUCUUCUCCGGCGCCGCGGAAGUCUCCUCCGCGGAAGGAGCCCGUGAUCGACGUCCCGAUCGAGGAAGCUAGGGUUCCUUCUCCCAAGAGGUCGGCGGCGGCGGCAGCAGCCAAGCCCGAGAAGAUUCCCAAGAAGAUCUUCACGUUUCAAUCCCAAGACGGCGCGGCCCGGAAGAUCCAGGCGGUGUUUCGCGGGUUUCUUGUGAGGCGAUGGAAGCCCAUCAAGCAGCUGCGCAACAUCAAGGCGAUCGCGAAGGACUUCGCGGUGAUCAGGGAGAGUGUGGCCGAUGCUGCCAAGUUUAACGCCAUCCUGGAGGAUCGCAAGGAGAGGAUGAUGCUCAACGAGCGCGUGACGCUCCUGCUACUGAAGCUGGACGAGAUCGACGCUGUCCAGCCCUUCGUCAAGGAAGUGAGGAAGGCCUUGAUCGUGGAGCUCCAGCAAUUCUCGAAGCCCAUGGAGGACAAAGAUCGAGAAGAGCACGAGAAGAACAGAAGCAAAGCUCAGGACAUCCAGAUCGAGGACGCGGAGGAUGACCGUGAUGGAGAAGAGGCUCAAGACAUCGAGAUCGAAAACGCGGAGAACGAUCAGGACGAUGAUUUCUUCAUCGUCAAGCACGGCGAUGCCGAGGACUCGAUGGACACCGAGCCGGAGAGCACGAUCUCGGAGGAGGAAGAUCUUCACAGCCCCGAGAAGAUUGAUAACCAGGAAGUUCCAGUGUCGAGUGAAGCGGUCGAGCAAGAUCAAAUCUCCGGGCAAACAAGCAUGGACGUGGACGUGGUGAAGAAGCUCAUGGAGGACAAUGCGCAGCUCAAGGCGAUGGUGGCCAAGUGCCUGGAAGGGAUCCAGUGGCAAAACGCCACCAUCGCCAAGCUUGAGAGGAGAGUCCACGACUUGGAGAGAGCUCUUCUAGACUCUUCUAAGACUGAGAACUCGCAAUGUUGGAUAAGUUCUCAAUGAAAUAGAUAUGAAUGGUUUUUGCAAU